AUAUUAUUCAAAAUCAUGCCUAAAAAAGCUGAAAUUAAAAGUGAACCUUUGAAUGAUACCGUAGAAAGUAACAAUGAUGAAGAAGAAAAAUAUGAUCCGGCUGUGGAUAAAAUCACAUCCCUUAAGAAAUUGGGACCUUUUAUAGCCUCCAAAGAUAAUUCGCGCAAUACAAUUUACUUCUCAGAUAUACCACAAGUGUGUAAAGAUGAACCAUGUAUGCUGGGUGUUGAUGAAGCCGGACGUGGUCCUGUUUUAGGACCUAUGGUAUAUGGCAUAGCAUUCUGUCCUAUAGCCAGUAAACAAGUUCUAAUUGAUUUGGGCUGUGCUGAUUCCAAACAAUUGACCGAAGAGAAAAGAGACAUAAUUUUCGAUGACAUCAACGCGAAGGAGUAUGCUAAUAAAUGUAUAGGCUGGGCUGUAGAAAUAAUCUCACCUAAUGUCAUCAGCACUAGUAUGUUUAGAAGAUCAAAAUGUUCGCUGAAUGAAGUUUCCAUGAAUUCUGCUAUUGGCCUAAUACAUGCUGCUGUCGAUUUAGGUGUUAACAUAGCCGAAGUAUAUGUGGAUACUGUUGGACCGCCCGAAAAAUAUCAAGCUAAACUUCAGCUAAUUUUUCCACAAUUCAAAAUAACUGUUGCUAAGAAAGCGGAUUCUACUUAUCCUAUUGUAUCUGCCGCUAGUAUAUGCGCCAAGGUUAGUCGUGAUCAUGCCCUGAAAGUUUGGAAAUUUCCCGAAGGCAUUGAAAUUGAAGAUAAUAACUUUGGCAGUGGUUAUCCCGGUGAUCCAGUUACAAAACGUUUUCUUUCCGAAAAUAUUGACCUGGUAUUUGGAUUCCCACGUUUAGUGCGCUUCAGUUGGUCUACAGCUGAAAAUGCUUUGGCAGAUAAGGCCUACGAAAUGGAAUUCGAUGAGCCCGAUUCAGAGAAGCCUAAAUAUGCCGGCACUAAAUUGACGAAAUUUUUUAAAGGCACAACUAAAACGGGAGAGAUUAAAAGGGAACCAUGUCGUUUGUUUAAAGAAAGAUUUCUAGAUAAUUGUGUAGAUUUUUAAGUUAAUUUUAUUUAAGAAUAUGUAAUUAGUUUGUAUUGAAAUUUCAUUAAUAAAUUUAUUGUCUGAAUGUAUAGAAAA
Calliphora vicina (urban bluebottle blowfly) is the source of this 1125-nucleotide messenger RNA. Its product is annotated as ribonuclease H2 subunit A. The record is from RefSeq and is a predicted model, not a curated record. Gene Ontology annotation, biological process: DNA replication, removal of RNA primer; mismatch repair. Gene Ontology annotation, cellular component: ribonuclease H2 complex. Gene Ontology annotation, molecular function: RNA binding; RNA-DNA hybrid ribonuclease activity. Lineage: Eukaryota; Metazoa; Arthropoda; Insecta; Diptera; Calliphoridae. The transcript has a single exon. The coding region runs from base 16 to 1047 and encodes 343 amino acids.